Durusdinium trenchii is the source of this 306-nucleotide messenger RNA. NCBI's taxonomy places the organism in Eukaryota, Dinophyceae, Suessiales, Symbiodiniaceae. The record is from the annotation of a GenBank genome assembly.
AUGGACCUGGGUUUUGAAGGGUUUGAAGCACAUCUACCUGGUUUUUGCCAGAGCAAUGCCUGGCCUUCCCUGCUUUUGAACGUUUUGAACCUCGAUCCAACGCUUGCUGGCUUCAUUUUCCAAGACCACGUGUGGAUUGGGAAGGUCCUUGAGGUGAGGGUUACCGACCUUGGAAAGCCCUCGUCUUUGUUUCAGGGUCUUGACCAGUUUCAACUUCUUUUGAAUUAUAUACGUCAGGUAACCGCUUCAACUAAAAGUUCAACUAAAAUAUUCCCCCGUGCCAGCUUUGUCUCAGUGGUGGCGUAA